Mycena citricolor is the source of this 607-nucleotide messenger RNA. NCBI's taxonomy places the organism in Eukaryota, Fungi, Basidiomycota, Agaricomycetes, Agaricales, Mycenaceae. The record is from the annotation of a GenBank genome assembly.
UGUUCUUGGAAAUAUCAAACUCUCCUACGGGGCGCAGGAUACCGGUGGGCUUGUUCAGAAAGAAAAAAGACGUGAUGAGUGGCAAGCCAUAGUUUGGCGGAACCGUUUCCGAUGUCAACGGUAACAGCUAGCCCAUGUCGACCAAUCGACCCGAUCUCUUUCUAAUUCAAGGGCUGUAUGUAUACCAUCCUCGUGAUGCGGCGUGCGGGUCCCUAUAAAAACCUGACGGAGUGCAAUUUCCAUCUUCAAGCCAAUCAUGUUGCGCAUUCUCUGUACCCUCCCUUUUCUUGCGGUGGCUAUUGCUACACCGAUUGGGUUGAGCGCCGAUCUGGCUGCUCUGGACCAAAUCUCCCUCACGAUCACCGCUCUCGGAGUCUCCAUCGCCGCUCUCCCGAGCUCUGGGCCGGCAAACUCAGCCCAGCUCGCUCUUUUCCAGACCAGCAUGAACAAUCUUCGGAGUGCGGUUGAUAACGCCGGGGCAGUGAUGCUUGCAAACCCGCCCCAGAGGGAUGAUGAAUGCGGCGUCACGCUCCCCCCGAUUCAGGAGGUGUUCCCUGACAGAUUUGUUGCUGCCUUCCAAGGUGCAACUAUCAAAGCGGACACCUAA